AUGUCACCAAUCGAAUACUUCCAAGCCCCCGGCCCCCUCGGCAAACUCUUCCAGGCAGGCGGAACAUCCAACGUAGCUCGCGUCCCUCUGCGCACCAACAGCAGCCUCGUGGUAACAGGCGGACAGCCAGGCUUUGAUCUCGCGCGCGGGGAACUUGUCACCACCUCGCUCGAAGACGAGGCGAGUGCGUGCUUCGACUGUGUGGAUGCGGCAUUGCGGUCUGCGGGGGUCGCGGGGGGCCUUGCGCAGGCGCACAGAUUCACCUGUUUCCUGACCGAUAUGCGCUAUGAGGAUGUUGUCAUGCGGGUUUGGCGCGAGAGGAUGCCGGAUCAUAGGGUUCCUUGGGUUACGGUUGGGGUGGCGAUGCUGGCGAUUCCAGCGAUGAGGAUUGAGAUUGCGGCCGAGGCGAUGGUUUCCGAGUAG
Molecule: messenger RNA, 423 nt
Organism: Aspergillus calidoustus
Lineage: Eukaryota; Fungi; Ascomycota; Eurotiomycetes; Eurotiales; Aspergillaceae
Source: the annotation of a GenBank genome assembly